AUGGAGAACACUCAAAAGAUAACACGCUCCAAAACAGGUACUCGUAAAGAAGCGGACACCACAUCACAAGCAGCAGCACAAAGCGCAGCCAUAGACGCCACCACGCUAGGGCAAGACAGAUUGGCGACCAAAGGUCCACCAUCUAAGGAAGUGAUAAACCUUCUAGGAAGAAACGCAGGAGAGACACUGCCGAGCGAGACCCAUGACAGCGAGGGAGAGGAAUCUCUCGACCUGAUAACUAAAGUACCGCUCUUGACCGCAGAGACCUUGAAAGAGGUAGUCGACACGACCUCAGUGCUACCUGAACCGAGCGUGGGGGAUCAAAGAUCACACAUAUGGGAGAAGAUCAAAGAAGCGCAAGCUGCGGGAGACACCAUCUUAACAAAGAUCCUUGUGACAGCCUACAAGGAUUUAGAAGACUCAACGUCGACGGAAACGCCAAAAUUAGCUCGCUCAUCAUCCGCGCUGCCGGUUCUAUCGACCGUUGAACCAAAGACGGUCAUCGCAACUUCUGUGACGGUUACGGAGCUUGAAGACAAUCUGGUCUACGCUGUAGGAACAGUUACCAGUCACCAAGAUAUUGGCUUUACGCCGUAUUUCGACGAGAAUAUCAAGAAAUUGAAGGCCCCGUUACCGUUAACGAUCUUCGACAGAGAAUGGCAAAAGAAGGCUAUAGCAGCACACUUAACUAUAAAGCCAUCGAAAUCGUCGGAAGACAAAGCGUACCGCGGCCUAGCCUAUCAUGACGAAUGGACUCAGUCGCAUUCCUCAUGGACAAACAAUCACCGGUCUUUUUACAUAAUGUUACGUGACGUCUACAACAAGAAGCUCUUCGCGGAAAAACUCAGAAUCCAUAAAGAAAACUGCGAUGAGAUCGCGGAUGUGUAUGGCUUUAUGACCGCAUUCAGGUACGAUAUGCAAACACGAAUGAACGCCUUCGCUCACCGGGUACCGUCGAAAGACGGAGCCGCAAUCCCUGACAUUUCCGUGAAACAAAUGGUAGUGGUAGAGCAAUGCUACAGCACAGUAAGAUCGCUUGGAGAAGCGAGUUGGAAAGAUAACAAUUACGCUCCAGGUUUGUCGCACGCCGGUUUCGACCCAGAUACAGGCUUAAGAAGACCAGAUUUCCACAAAUCGGCUUCAUAUCAAUCUAGCUUCAACAAAGAGAAACAACAACAGCCUAACCAUCAAGAAAGAGGACGAGAGAAGCGCUGGUUCAAUGAGAACGCGCAACAAAAUAUGGGCAAUAGGCCCUUCGGUUUCGACAACAGAAAUCCUUAUCAAAAUUUCAACAACAACAACAACAAUCAGAACCAGUUCGACUACGCCAACUACAACCAACAACAUUACAACCAACAUCCUUAUAAUUCACCCUACCAAAACAAUCAAGGUAGCGCUAAUCCAAACCGAGGUUUUGUCGGCGGGAGCAAACGUUUUAAGGGAGCAAACUCCAAUUUUGACUCAGGUGCAAGAGGUGGAGGGAGCAAAGAUGAGCCAAAUGUAACCAAUAAACAAUUAAUUUGGCCUUUGGGCGUGAAAUGUGAAAUGGAUUUGCCAAAAUGGCAGUCAGCACUGGAAUCCGCUGGCCUGCUCCCAGGUUUGAACCAUGUUUUAGAUGGGUUUAAGUUCGGAUUCGAUCAAGGUAUCCCAGAACACAGGUUGGGGUCCUUGCGGUGGUUCACACCCGACAACCAUUCAUCAGCAGAGAAUUCGAGAGAAAAGAUUCAGAAGUCGAUUGAAGAAGAAGUCGCAAACGGAAGAAUGUUCGGACCUUUCUCUCACGAAGAGGUAGCGAGGAGGUUUGACUUUUUUCGAACCAGCCCUCUAGGCUCGGUCGUAAAUGCGGACGGCAAGAUGAGACCGAUCAAUAAUUUGUCAUUCCCUAAGCGAAAUAAAGAGACACCUUCGGUAAACUCUUUCGUAAAUAAGUUGGACUUCUCAACGACCUGGGACGACUUCAGAAUUGUUUCAGAAUUCUUUAGGAACGAUGAAUCACGAUAUGAAUUAGCCCUCUUUGACUGGGCCAAAGCGUAUAGACAAAUUCCCACGCUCGAGUCGCAAUGGCCAUUUUUGAUGGUGAAAGAUUUGAACGGAGGUUUGUACGUCGACACAAGGAUUACCUUCGGGGGGGUAGCAGGAUGUGGCUCUUUCGGGGUACCAGCGGAUGCUUGGAAGCGGAUUAUGGAACACGAAUUUGACGUAGUGAAGAUCUUUCGAUGGGUCGAUGACAAUUUGUUCAUCAAGAAUUUGGGAUCGGCCUGCGACAUGAAAUCCAUCACAUCACGGUCAGUCAGUUUAGGCGUAGCUACGAGCGAAGAAAAAAGCACCAUGUUCGCCAGUGAACAGAAGUUUAUAGGUUUUAUUUGGAACGGCACGGAGAAAACGGUCCGACUGACAGAGAAGAAACUUCAAGAACGGAAGGGUCAGAUCUUGGCAUUCCUAGUAAAAGGAGCCAUGUUCAAGUUCAACGACGCGGAAGUGCUAGCGGGACGCUUAAAUCACGUUUCUUUCCUUUUACCCCAACUUUGUUGCUACAUAAGAAGCGUCUACAGGUGGAUGAAUCAAUGGAAGAAGCGAUGGGCAACCAGAGAAAUCCCUGAAGAUGUAUGCGACGAUCUUCAGUUUUGGUUAGAUACUCUGAACAAUUACACACACACGAGACUUUGCCCAGUGACGACACCAAUCGAGAUCGGGUGGGUAGGAGACGCAUCCACUAGUUACGGAAUCGGUGUCCUGAUAGGAGAAAGAUGGUCGCAAUUAAAGCUGAAACCAGAGUGGAAAGAAGCUGUCCCUCCGAGAGGAAUCGCGUGGCUAGAAACAGUAGCCAUACGGAUAGGAAUACUUAUGCUACAAGCAAUAAGACCCGGUUUAGAGGGUAAUAAUUUCAUCGUCUAUACAGACAACACGACGACGGAAAGCGUCCUGCGGUCGAGGAAAUCAAAGGACUAUCACUCAAACCUCGAAUGGAAAGAAAUACAGCGGUUGCUGAUUGGGCUCAAAGUAGACAUAACCCCUAAAAGGGUUAUCUCGAGGGAAAAUUCGGCAGACGGGCUGUCGAGAGGGGUCGUUGCGCCACACACGCCUGCAAACAGGGUAACCUUCCCGAUCCCACCGUUAUUAACAUUCCUGAAGACAUUUAUUUGCGAUUCUCUUUGCUACAAAUUCAAUAUGAUUUCCACGUCGACAAACAUGAUACAUUUAAAUAAAAUUGAAGCGUUCACAAAAGACGGAUCCACACUCCGACUCCCGUCGAGGGCAGACCUGCACAUACUCCACAGUUGGAAGCCGACGACGUUGUUAGGUUACAACAGCGCGGUGAAAAAGUUCAUCGCGUUCCAGAAAUCAGAAAACGUGUUAAGGUUUUCCUUACCUAUUGACGAAACGACAUUAGAAAACUUCUGCAUCUGGGCCGGUCGAAACUCGGUAUCCUCCAACGCCGGAAAGAUUUCCGCCACAUCGCUGCGGAAAUACCUAGCUGGCCUGAGGGCGUGGCAUACAUACCAUAACAAGGCUUUCCCUGUCUCUAACGAUACGAGGAUAAAUCUCAUAUUGAAGGCCUCGUCGCAAGAAGACGAACUCACAACGAAAGCGAGCCGGAAGUUGCCUGUCAUGCUGUGGCAUAUGAUACACCUAUGGACGACCCUGAGAGGGGGAGAUGAUUUCGAUAAGGCAAUCCUGGACCUGUUCAUCGUCGCGUUUUGGGGGUUGGCGCGACUGGCAGAACUCACGUAUUCCUCAAAGACAGGCAAGAUUAACUUCGCAGAGUCAGUCCUGUCGACAGACGUGUUCUUUACGACUUGCGAACGAGGCGAGGCGGUGACACUCACGGUGAGAAACGCAAAGACAGGCGCGCCAGGCGCCCCACAAAUAAUCACUCUCGGAGAGCAGAGGCACGCACUCUGCCCGGUUCUCGCGGUGCGACGCCGGAUUUCAGCAGCAGAGGGAAAACGUACCUCUCUUUUCGGAUAUAACGCCGUCGACGGCCGCCGACACGUGACGAGACGGGAGGCAGUCACCCGCCUGAGAGAAGUCUUGUCUUUAGGAGAUUAUCACGGCCUAGGCGGCCACUCCUUCAGGGUAGGCGGAGCUUCCUUACGAGCUGCUCUGGGGAUGUCGCGGGUGGACCUAUGCACUCUGGGCAGAUGGAAAUCAGACUGCUAUAAGUUGUACGUUCGGCCCUAUAGUGCUGAAGAGUUAUCACAAACACGCACACGACUCCGGACUUUGCGGGUGAAUUGGAAGAAGAUGG
Molecule: messenger RNA, 4249 nt
Organism: Puccinia graminis f. sp. tritici CRL 75-36-700-3
Lineage: Eukaryota; Fungi; Basidiomycota; Pucciniomycetes; Pucciniales; Pucciniaceae
Exons: 4
Biological process (GO): DNA integration; DNA recombination
Molecular function (GO): DNA binding
Source: RefSeq, a predicted model, not a curated record